Molecule: messenger RNA, 510 nt
Organism: Bacidia gigantensis
Lineage: Eukaryota; Fungi; Ascomycota; Lecanoromycetes; Lecanorales; Ramalinaceae
Exons: 1
Coding region: 1-510 (169 amino acids)
Source: RefSeq, a predicted model, not a curated record
AUGGAGUGCAACAUCCGUCCAUGUAAGACCACUAGUCGCGGCAGUGAUGGCAGUCAUGCGGGAUCAGAGACCGUAUCAUCGUCAGACAAUGGUGACUAUAGUAGUGACAUCAGGGACACCCUACGUGAGGCUCUCAGCAGCAUUGGUCCAGGAACAUUCGCGACCUCAGGACCUCUGCCUCAAGCUGUCAACCCUGGAUUGGUAGUUGAGGGUAUCGGAAAGAUUGGCCUCCCACUUUCGGACCGCGAUGCAGUCGACAUCAUCCGCAUCAGCCACAAAACGCCCCUGGACGAAGGUAACAAAACCACUACCAAUGACGGGUUUCAAAGAUCGUGGGCGCUGGAGUCGAGCCAGGUCCAAUUAAACAAUCCAAAGUGGUCUCAAACUAUCCAGGAACUGGCUUCAUUAGCUGCUCAGCAAUUGGAUUUGGGAUCUUCGGCGAACCUUCGCCAUGAAUUCUACCGGAUGCACUUAGAUGGGCCUGGCGAUCAUGCCGAUUCCCAUCGAUAG